This is a messenger RNA of Oppia nitens, 1567 nucleotides long. RefSeq lists its product as uncharacterized. Gene Ontology annotation, cellular component: dynein complex. Gene Ontology annotation, biological process: microtubule-based process. The record is from RefSeq and is a predicted model, not a curated record. Bases 101 to 1495 code for a protein of 464 amino acids. The transcript has 5 exons. Lineage: Eukaryota; Metazoa; Arthropoda; Arachnida; Sarcoptiformes; Oppiidae.
CAAAUAAAUAAAUAUAAGUUACAAAAACAAAAUAUUUAAUACAUUGACUAUUACUGUAUAUAUUUAACUAUAAUAGUUAAUUAUAAAUGAUAUAUUAAAAAUGCCCGGUUAUGAUUGCGACCGAUUUGUUAAUCUGAGUCUAGCCGAUAGGGCUGAGCUAACGUGCAGUAUAUGUCAAGACAUUUUUUGCUGUCCGGUUAUUGCCCAGUGCUGUCUCCAGACAUUUUGCGAAGACUGUAUCAACAAUUGGCUGUCAACUAACAAUACCUGUCCAUAUGAUAGAAAAACGCUUACGAGUGCUACAUUGUCACGACCACCCAGAGUUAUGGUCAAUAUGUUAGGAAAACUUAAAAUCAAAUGUGAUUUCAGAGAUAAGGGCUGUAAAGAAGUGAUAUCAUUAGAGGAUCUGUCAAAUCAUGUCAUCAAAUGUCGAUAUAAUGUACAGAAAGAGAUUAAAAAAUGCAAGAAAUGUUUUUGUGAGAUCCAAAAGACUGGACACGACUGUAUCAAAGCAUUGCUUGAAUUGAAUCGUAAGGCCAAUGGAGAAAUUGAAACAUUGAAACGUAAACCACAACCAUCAGCGGUUCCAUUGAGAGCUCCGGCACCACCCGUACCCACAGUAACACCUACUAGACCUACCAGUUUGCUAACAACAAGUAGUGUACUGUCAGCCUCUUUAAGGGAACAGUCUUUGUUAAGAGAAAUACGUGAAUUAAAGGCCGAAAAGGAGAACUUCUUGAAAACAAUUCAAGACUUAACUAACAGUCAAGAAUUGACUACAAGAAUCAGCGCUCUUCCGCCAAUUAACCAAAGAGUGGCCGCAAUUACAGUUAACUCACAAUCGACAUCUAUUGUUUUUUUGCAGAUGUCUGAACAGGAGAUAUUCAACGAGUGUCGGAAGCAUUUGUGGUCACACGAAGUGAUGCAAAAUGAGAUGAACAAAGAGAUGACACAAAAAGUGUUGUCAAUUGUUAGGUCGCAAAUCAAAGAGUAUAACAGUGUGUUUUUGGUUUGCAAAAACAUUGUUGAAUCACUCAAUGAUGAGUUUGGCCAUCGAUGGCAUUGCAGUGCCGACUAUAAGAUGGGUUUAAAAAGUUAUUUUAUGUUUGAAUCGGGUUUUCUUAUUAAAGUAAAAUUUGGUUUACUAUUCUUUGAAAUUUAUAAGACACAAUUUCUAAACGUCCAAACAAUGAGAAAACGGUUCAAAAAUGGUAAAAUAAAGCGAGAAAUACAAAUAUUAAAGACAGAUAUGAAACAGAGUAUGAUAUCGGACGUCAAAAAGAUUACAUUUGCUGCCAUUGAAAAAUCAGAAACACUGACAGCACUGUCAUCGGAAAUCAAGACUCAUAUGGAGAAGCGAUACCCGGAGCGCAAGUGGCAGUGCUUUAUGUUUGGCUACUUCGGUGUGUUUGGCAUUCACCACACGUGCGGAUCAUUUAUCAGCUUCGAUGUCGGACAGCUUACGGUCACCUUAUUUCAGGCCAGCAAUGAUUGAUCCAAAUUUAAGAUUCAAACUAUUCAUGUAAUUUCUAUUUUAAUAUAUACCGUAAUAUAUUUAUUACAAAUA